Mycetomoellerius zeteki is the source of this 1757-nucleotide messenger RNA. RefSeq names its product major royal jelly protein 3. Gene Ontology annotation, cellular component: extracellular region. The record is from RefSeq and is a predicted model, not a curated record. The transcript is spliced from 8 exons. The coding region runs from base 462 to 1679 and encodes 405 amino acids. NCBI's taxonomy places the organism in Eukaryota, Metazoa, Arthropoda, Insecta, Hymenoptera, Formicidae.
UAGCAAGCACACAAUCGUUACCUCACUCGCAUUUGUGAUAUACCUACGUGUCUAUCGAUACAGUUCAGUUAUGUUAUUUUAUUGUUGCAACUCAAAAAGUCACAACAGACUUAAUUAUUGAAAGACACACGCAUGUUCAAAAAUUUACUAAUUUGCACAACUUAUUGCAUUCCAUAAACAAAUGCAAUUUGUUGUGCGAAAAAAAUCGAAGUGAAACAUUAAAACUUUGAAAUACUUUGUCACAAUAAAAACAGAGAAACACCGAACGCAUCGUUUUUUCCGACAAUCUGUUAACUUUUGUGAUUCAAACAUUUUACUGUAAUAUCUUCGCUGCAAUUAAAUUAAAAGACUGUAAUCGCAGACAAGACAAAACAACAAUUCUGCUGAUAUGCGAGUCCCAUUCUGUACUUUGAACAGCACAGCAUUAUUGUUUGUCAGCUAUUCGCUACGAUAGAGAAAAAAUGGGGCAUUCUUUGUUUGCCAUGCUAAUUCUGUCGACGACGAUUGUGAGCUUUGGACUCAAAGUAAAUGUUGUUCAUAAAUGGAAAUAUUGUGAGUACGAAUGGGAAAGUGAGCAGCAGAAGGAAGACGCGAUAAAUUCUUGCACUUAUGACCCUUACAUGUGUGUGUUGAUCGAUGCAGACAAAGCAGAAGAUGGUAGAGUAUUCGUUACUGCGCGAAGAGAAUUAGGCCUUGGUGCACCUGCUACUGUGGCGACAGUAACUCAUAAGACAGGACCAGGAGGUCCACUUUUACGCCCUUAUCCAGAUUGGAGUUGGCAUAAUAGUAGUUGUACAUGUAAUGGUAUUGUGAACGUUUACCGAGUGCAUAUUCAAUGCAAUCACAUUGUCAUUCUGGAUAACGGCAAAAUCGGGUCCGACCAAAUUUGUAAUCCAAAACUGUUGAUCUUUAAUUUAAAGAACGAUACACUAGUUAAAACAAUUUACAUCCCACUUGACAUUGCGACUAAUCGAACAGGUGCUGGACAUUUAGCAACACCUUUUGUUUAUUAUCCUGAAACAUGCAAACGAUUCCUGGAUGAAAUGAUUGUAUUUAUAACUGAUAUCCUAGGUUCCGGCUUAAUAGUUUAUGACUCAUCUAAAAAAAGUAUAUGCAGAAUCGAAUCUGAUUUCAUGAAAUCAGCUGAUGUUAUUUUCUCUGUAGCAGGCCAAAAUUUUAUUUAUACAGGUGGUAUCUUGAGUUUGACAGUCCUUGGCGAUGAUCUUUAUUAUGCUUCUCUAUCGGGAAAUGAAAUCUAUAAAAUAAAAAUAAAGACGCUGCUAAAAUGUCCAAAUAAAGAAGAAGCUAACAAAAAUAGUAAACUUGUGAAAAGAAUUGCAAACCCAAUAUUACCGAUGGCAGCAGCGGAACAUGUAGUAUUUUACAGCAAUGUUCAGAAUAUGUCUAUACUAGGUACCAAUAUUUAUAAAAAGUCUGAUGGAAAUACGGUGGUACUUGCGCAAGAUUCCAAAAAAUUGCAAUUUUUAUCUGGGUUGAAAUAUUCAAGCUACUGGGACCAGCUAACGUAUUUUUCAAAUAGAUAUCAGCGUUUCGUUCUUGGUACAGUGAACCUUAACGAAAUACACUUCCGCUAUAUGGAAAUGGAUUUAGCAGACAUACGGGAAAAAACAGAUUUGUUUUCUAAAACCAAGUCUGAGUCUUUGUUUUCAAUAUUUUAACAUAUCGUAACAAAUUUGAGCAUGAGCGAGCUCGGAAAUAAUACAAAGGAAACUCGGAAACCCGGCGAAGAAAGCAAU